AUGGACCUCACCGCCCCAGAUUCAUUUGUUGGGGGGGCUGACCACAAGAAGAGGACUCGCAUCAGGUUCUCUUGUACAAGCUGUCGAGGGAAGAAACUAAAAUGCGACCGCCAGUCUCCGUGCGAUCAAUGCAUCAAACGGGGCCUUGAUGGCACGUGCCAGUUCAUUCCGUACGUCGCGACAGCCUCGCCAUCUGAGCCGGCGCCGGGCCUGGCUCGUGCUGCCGCUUCGGCGUCGCCUCGUGGCAUAAAGCCGGCAACCGACUCGGCUCUGCAGGCCCGCUUGAAGCACCUGGAGCACAUUGUGCAGGUUCUGAAGUCACAGCGCCGAUGGGCCGGCGACACGGCUCUCACUGUCGGUAGCGAGGGAGAUCAACAAGACGACGACUAUGGCGAAGGUGAAAACCAGUUCUUACCUCGCUGCCUCAAAGAGACGGCUGGGCUGGUGACGGAAGACCAGAGGUAUAUCGACAAUGCAAAUUGGGAGGCCAUUUUAGAUCACAUAACUACUCUGACUAGUGACCUUCAUACCUUUGACGACAUACCUGACGACAUACCUGACGAUACUCGUACUCGCCACUUUAUUCCUUAUGACUAUGCCUCUUCCGCGAAGGGCCCCGUUCUUUUUUCGGGCGUCUUUCCCCGCGCAACCGUCGCCCAGAUGGCCUUUCACCUGCCACCGCGUCCGGUUGCUGACCGUCUAAUUUCUGCCCUGUUCGAGACGAAAGAACCAUCGUGGGUAAUCUUCCAUGUCCCUUCAUUCCUGAGGGACUACAAUAGACUUUGGGAAAAUCCGUCCAAGAGAACAUACGCCAGCCUCGCGCUUCAUUUCUCUGCCUUUUCUCUUGCAUCGCUCUACAUCCUCGGGCGGGGAGAAGAAAUGCCAGGCAACCUGGGUCCUGCUCGUGCUGUGUUUGAAUCAUUUAAAGCGCACGCGGCCCACUGUCUAGCGCUCAGUGACUACACAAAGCCUGGCUGCUACAAGAUCGAGGCAUUGAUCAUGUUGUUUGGGUGUGAGUUUGUGGGCUACCCGGAUGCGGUAGUCGGCAGCUCGAUGCUCCUCACCAUAACCAUCCGCCUCGCGAUGCACAUGGGCAUGCACCGGGAUGGUAGACAUUAUCCCAAAAUGUCCCCCUUCACCUCUGAAAUGCGGAGAAGGAAGUGGGCAAUGUUGAGAGAAAUUGACCGUCUUCUUUCAUUCCAUUUCGGCCUCCCCAGCAAUAUCCACGACCGAUUCUCUGACACGGAGCCUCCGAGGAACCUCCACGACGAAGACUUUGAUGAAGAAACCGAGGUACUCCCUCCAUCGCGCCCAUUCACAGAACGGACUACGGCUACCCUGAUCAUUUUCAAAUCCCGCCUCGGCGCCGUGUUUGGCGAGAUUAUCGAACCAACAAGUUCGCCGAAGCCGAUGAGCCAUGCUGAUACCUUGCGUCUUGAUGCGCGACUUCAACAGGUCCACGACAACAUACCGGCCAUCCUCCAGUAUCGUCCCCCCAGUGAGUCCCUGGCGGACCCUGUCGAUCUGUUCAUGCAGCGAUACCUGCUAGACCUGAUCUACCUGAAGGCUCGCAUGGUUCUUCAUCGAUCUUACCUGGGACUUGGCCGACUGUACGAGCGCUACGCCGACUGCCGGCGUAUUUGCUUGGAGUCUGCCAUGCUGGCGCUUCAAUAUCAAUACGAGAUUCACGUCGAGGUUCAACCAGAUGGUCGGCUGGCCAAGGAUAGGUGGUUUUUGAACAGCUUGAGUGUCCAUGACUUUUUGCUGGCCGAUAUGAUUCUUUGUCUUGAACUAUCCUAUCUCACCGCGAAAGAAGAUAAGCCCGGUUCGCAAUUCACGAUAGAGGUUGAAGUGGUGGACGGCGCUGUUCCUGACGUCGUGGCAAAGGAAAAGCUGCUAGAAUUGCUCGAAACCUCAAGGCUCGUUUGGCAAGCAAUGAGGCAUCAGUCGACCGAGGCCAAUCGGGGCUUCAAGAUUCUGAGCAAGAUGCUUAACUUGUCGAUGGGCGCGACAGGCUUCAGUUCGGAAUCUUCCAACUGUUCACCGGAAAGCCAGGACCAAGCACCUUCCCAUCACCCUCAAUACCAGACUGGUACGGCUUUCUUUUCUAUUGUUCGGAUUAUAUUUUCGGAUGCGUCAUGUCGCAUGGCCAACGGCCCGAAUUUACGUUCUGGGACUCAAUAUUGA
This is a messenger RNA of Lasiosphaeria miniovina, 2187 nucleotides long. Its product is annotated as fungal-specific transcription factor domain-containing protein. Gene Ontology annotation, molecular function: DNA-binding transcription factor activity, RNA polymerase II-specific; DNA binding; zinc ion binding. Gene Ontology annotation, biological process: regulation of DNA-templated transcription; DNA-templated transcription. NCBI's taxonomy places the organism in Eukaryota, Fungi, Ascomycota, Sordariomycetes, Sordariales, Lasiosphaeriaceae. The transcript has 3 exons. The record is from RefSeq and is a predicted model, not a curated record. Bases 1 to 2187 code for a protein of 728 amino acids.